CGGCAGCCCUGAGAGCCAAUCAGCGCUUUUGACAGUCAAAUUUUCCGACAGGCAGUUCUCGUCGCUGAUGACAUUUCGUCUUAUUGGAGUGUUGGGGCGAAAACUGGACCAAUUUGUUGUUUCACUAGAGUUUUGUGCAAAUUUUAAUAGUUAGAAAAUGUCGCAAGAAGUCGAAGAAACUUUGAAACGAAUUCAGUCACACAAAGGCGUUGCUGGGACGAUUGUCGUCAACAAUGAAGGAAUUCCGGUCAAGAGCACGAUGGACAACGCCACGACGGUGCAAUACGCCGGGCUCAUGAGUCAGUUGUGCGACAAGGCCCGGAGCGUCGUCCGGGACUUGGAUCCAUCCAAUGACCUCACAUUCCUGCGAGUUCGGUCGAAGAAGCAUGAGAUCAUGGUUGCGCCCGAUAAGGACUUCAUUCUUAUUGUCAUCCAGCAACCAACGGAUUAGAGGAGUGCGCGGGGCGCGGUUACUUUUGCAUGAUUGCGGCUGGUGGGACCCUGCUCGAUGUUUCCUACUUGACCGGGGUGCUAACUGCGGCCACACUUCGAUGCUCAUAUUAUUUUAUAAUCCAGAAAUCUUAAUAGACAUCUUUUAUUUAUAUUUAUACAUAAAUGGUUUUUUUAAAAGAGAAAGUCGUGGCCGAAAAGCCGCUUAAAACGAGAUAAUUUGAGAUUGGGCAGGAGAAACGGGGAAAGAGCAAAUUUGAUUUCACCAGCUUUCAGGCGUUGCUAGUCUUCGCAUGGACAACUGUCCAACAGUGUCCUUAUUUUUUUUCGUUUGUACUAAAUUAUUGUAGCAGAUUGCAUUGUUGUAAUAUUUCUUUCUGAUUAAAUCAAUUUCUCACUUACAACGCCAA
This is a messenger RNA of Hermetia illucens (black soldier fly), 860 nucleotides long. Its product is annotated as dynein light chain roadblock-type 2-like. The record is from RefSeq and is a predicted model, not a curated record. Gene Ontology annotation, biological process: microtubule-based movement. Bases 158 to 451 code for a protein of 97 amino acids. Lineage: Eukaryota; Metazoa; Arthropoda; Insecta; Diptera; Stratiomyidae. Gene Ontology annotation, molecular function: dynein intermediate chain binding. Gene Ontology annotation, cellular component: cytoplasm; centrosome; cytoplasmic dynein complex. The transcript is spliced from 3 exons.